Molecule: messenger RNA, 1172 nt
Organism: Raphanus sativus (radish)
Lineage: Eukaryota; Viridiplantae; Streptophyta; Magnoliopsida; Brassicales; Brassicaceae
Exons: 8
Coding region: 76-951 (291 amino acids)
Source: RefSeq, a predicted model, not a curated record
AGGAUAUGUCUCUUCCUCUCUCUCUUUAGGUGUUUCUGUCAGCGAGAUCAGAAUCCUUCAAUUACUUUUGCUAAAAUGGAGAAAGUGAGGCAAGCAUCGCACGCAGGCUCUUGGUAUACCGAUAAUCCUACAAAGUUGUCAUCGGAUCUUGAAGAAUGGCUAAGAGCAACUGGUUUAACCAGAUCACCUCAUGUCCGAGGCGUCAUUGCCCCACACGCAGGUUACUCCUACUCGGGUCGUGCAGCUGCUUAUGCCUUUGCAAACAUUGAUCCCACCAACAUUUCCAGGAUAUUUAUUCUUGGUCCAUCUCACCAUUACUAUACUCCAAAAUGUGCACUUUCAACUGCAAAAGUUUACAAAACUCCCAUAGGAGAUCUACCUGUUGACGUAGAGAUGAUUAAGGAGAUAAGAGCUAUGGGGAAAUUUGGAAUGAUGGAUCUCCGUGUCGAUGAAGCUGAGCAUAGCAUGGAAAUGCACUUGCCUUAUCUGGCUAAAGUGUUUCAAGGGCACGAUGUGAAAGUUGUACCCAUCUUGGUUGGAGCAGUAAGUCCAGAAAACGAAGCCAUGUACGGUGAGUUGCUAUCUAAAUACGUGGAUGAUCCCAAGAACUUUUUCUCAGUCUCCUCUGACUUUUGUCACUGGGGCUCUAGGUUUAAUUACAUGCAUUACGACAACAAUCAUGGUCCAAUUCACAAAUCCAUUGAGGCACUAGACAAGAUGGGUAUGGAUAUAAUAGAGACCGGAGAUCCAGAUGCUUUCGACAAGUAUCUUUUGGAGUUUGACAACACCAUUUGUGGACGCCACCCCAUUAGUAUUUUUCUCCAUAUGAUAAAACAUAGCUCAAGCAAGAUGAAGAUCAAUUUCCUCAAGUACGAGCAGUCAAGCGAGUGCAAGACGAUGCGAGACAGCAGUGUCAGCUAUGCAUCUGCUGCUGCUAAGUUGGAAACUUGAACAUCCCUCAAGAAUUGGUGCAACAAAAAUUUCUACAUUUCGGUUAGCAGUGUCUUUUAAUGUGUCUGAAACAUAUAAUCUGAUAGCAUUUAACAAACCUUAAAGAAAAAGAAACCAAAAGGUUUGGUGUUUUACAAAUCUUUGUAAUAAGACAAAAGCACAAGAACAUCAUUCCCUCCUCCAUUGACUGAUAUCUCUAAUAUUUUGAAUCUCUCUCACAA